Topomyia yanbarensis is the source of this 2553-nucleotide messenger RNA. It is a transcript of the gene GlyRS, whose product is annotated as glycine--tRNA ligase. Bases 163 to 2463 code for a protein of 766 amino acids. The transcript is spliced from 4 exons. NCBI's taxonomy places the organism in Eukaryota, Metazoa, Arthropoda, Insecta, Diptera, Culicidae. The record is from RefSeq and is a predicted model, not a curated record. Gene Ontology annotation, biological process: mitochondrial glycyl-tRNA aminoacylation. Gene Ontology annotation, molecular function: glycine-tRNA ligase activity; ATP binding. Gene Ontology annotation, cellular component: mitochondrion; cytoplasm.
UGCGAAAAUAAAAUUCCAAACACGUCCGUGGUGUGUGAAAUCUGUCACAAAAAUUAAUUCGAAUCGUCGGCAUCAGACGAGCGAACGGAAUAAGCAAAAGUGCUGACGUGAAUGUGCUGGCCAGAUUUGUGAAUCUAGUAAAAAGGUUGUAAUUUCUGUUAAAUGCAACAAUCACUUUCAGCUUUUCUUAGUAGGAUAGUACAGUUUCGUACCGGUUGUGCUGUGACCUUAAAGCAGGCCUCAUUUUUCUGCAGCUCGACGCUAUUAGGUCAGAAAUUUCAUCAUUCUGCUCAGCCGAAUCAAUACUGUCUGCAGCACCGAAAGUACCUUAGUCAUCAAGCCGCUGAAGCAAGCCGUAAGAACUGGGGUUCUAACAAGAAACAUCGGGAUUUAAAGUUGAAACAACAGCUGUUGGAGAAUAUGUCGCUUGAUCCGAAGAUUGAGGAAAUAUUGGCUCCGCUGCGGCAAGCCGUUAAGAAACAGGGAGACCUGGUCCGCAAACUGAAAAGCGAAAACGCUCCUGAAAUCGAUGUAAAGAAAGCGGUCAAUGAACUGAAAGUUCAGAAGAAGAUUUUGGAGGAGAAGGAACUCAGCUUGGCCCCCGCUGUUGCCACUUUUGAUCGCGCUCGAAUGGAAGAUCUCUUAAAGCGUAGAUUUUUCUACGAUCAAAGUUUUGCCAUUUAUGGCGGAAUUACCGGUCAGUAUGAUUUUGGACCGAUGGGAUGCGCACUGAAGUCCAACAUGAUUAACACUUGGCGGCAGUUUUUUGUUCUGGAGGAACAAAUGCUGGAAGUCGAUUGUUCGAUUCUGACUCCGGAACCUGUACUGAAAGCUUCUGGGCACGUUGAUCGAUUUGCGGAUUUGAUGGUCAAAGACGUUAAGAACGGGGAAUGUUUCCGUUUGGAUCACUUGAUUAAGAAUCAUCUGGAGAAAAUCUCAUCGGCGAAAGAUGCGACUGCGGAGUUGAAGGACGAGUGUACAGAUAUCGUUAUAAAGUUGGAUGGCAUGAACAAGGCCGAAAUGGCUGCGAUCUUGGAAAAGUUUUCGAUGAAAAGUCCAAUCACUGGUAAUGAUCUUACGGAACCGAUUGAGUUCAAUUUGAUGUUCGGAACGCAGAUUGGUCCGACUGGACUGGUAAAAGGAUUUUUACGGCCGGAAACUGCCCAAGGGAUUUUCGUUAAUUUCAAGCGAUUGUUAGAGUUCAACCAGGGAAAACUUCCAUUCGCUGCUGCCCAAAUCGGUAACUCUUUCCGUAAUGAAAUUUCGCCUCGAUCGGGGUUGAUUAGAGUUCGGGAAUUCACCAUGUGUGAGAUUGAGCAUUUCUGCGAUCCGCAGCAGAAAGAUCAUUCGAAGUUUGAGAACGUAAAGGACGUCAUGAUGACUCUGUACUCGGCUUGUAACCAAAUGGAUGGAAAAAGUGCACAGCAAAUCACGAUUGGCGAUGCCGUUGCCAGUGGACUUGUUGCUAACCAGACUCUGGGCUAUUUCAUGGCUCGCAUUCAACAGUUUAUGCUUAAGAUUGGAAUUCUGCCGGAUCGAUUGCGAUUCCGUCAGCACAUGGGCAAUGAAAUGGCCCACUAUGCGUGCGAUUGCUGGGAUGCUGAAUGUUUAACCAGCUACGGUUGGAUUGAGUGCGUUGGCUGUGCCGAUCGCUCGGCAUACGAUCUUACGCAGCACAUGAACGCAACUGGAGUCAAGUUGGUGGCGGAGAAAAAACUUCCUGCUCCGAAAACGAUUGAAGUUACAGAGGUAGUACCAAAUAAAGCAGCUAUUGGGAAAGCGUUCAAGAAGGAAGCUAAAAAUAUAACCGACUUGCUGGCGAAAUUGAGCCUGUCGGAUGUGGAAACAAUUGGUCAAAGUUUGUCCGCUUCUGGCGAGUACAAUCUGAAUCUAAACGGAACCGACGUGACUCUCAAGAGUGACAUGAUAGCCGUCAAAACAAACACUAAAACCGUUCACGUCGAAGAGAUCAUUCCUAGCGUGAUCGAACCGUCGUUUGGAGUUGGUAGAAUUAUGUACUCACUGCUGGAGCACAGCUUCCGAAUGCGUGAAGGCGACGAACAACGAAGUUACUUCUCUUUGCCUCCUGUGGUAGCACCACUCAAGUGCUCAGUUCUUCCGUUGAGCAACAAUGCAGAAUUUGUUCCUUUCGUUAAAAAGAUCUCAUCUGCACUGACCAGCGUUGACGUCUCCCACAAGGUGGAUGAUUCUAGCGGAUCGAUUGGUCGACGAUAUGCCCGCACGGACGAAAUUGCCAUUCCAUACGGAAUUACGAUCGAUUUUGACACCUUGAAUGAACCGAACAGUGUUACACUACGCGAACGAGACUCUAUGAAGCAAGUUCGAAUCGCGCUGGAUCAGGUGGCAGAAGUCGUACGUAAUCUAUCGACCGGAAAACUUAGCUGGGCGGAUGUGGAGAAUGUGUAUCCGAAGUUCGAACAACAGGAAGCAAGUUCUAAAUAAAGCUUUUCGAUCAGCAUAGGCUACUUUUUACGAAAGAUUGUUUAUGACUUAAUACGCAUUUCUCCAUAAGAAAUAAAAUUUAUUUAACAA